This is a messenger RNA of Menidia menidia (Atlantic silverside), 2155 nucleotides long. NCBI's taxonomy places the organism in Eukaryota, Metazoa, Chordata, Actinopteri, Atheriniformes, Atherinopsidae. The record is from the annotation of a GenBank genome assembly.
CCCCCCCCCGGACGGUUGCAGUUUCUUAUUUCCCCAGCAGUCACGGACGUGGGCGGGUUUCUCCUUGCAUCACACGUCACCGGUGUCCAUAUAUGGUUCGCCGCGUCACGCACCGGAGGUCCCAUUCACAUAAAACCGAUCGGCCGGAAUCCCCUUGGAGGAAAUGUAGGCAAAGACGCGCAACGGGCACUUCGUUCGCCCUCACCGAGGAGUAACUCCAGCGUCAUUCUUUAGGCAAUAAACAAACUCCAAACGCACAAAAAUGAAGGUCUCCAGCAUUGACUGCCGCCGUCUGAGGAAGAUCAUCAGGAAGGAGUGCGGGAGCUGCCUUAUUGUGGAUUGCAGACCUUAUUUCUCCUUCACCAACUCCAACAUCAGGGGCUCCGUCAACGUCAAUCUCAACUCGGUGGUGGUCCGGAGGUCCAGAGGGGGGCCCGUGCCCCUGCAGUUCGUCAUCCCGGAUGAGAGAGCCCUGUUCCGGCUUCGGGAGGGGAGCAUAUCGGCCAUCGUGGCGCUCGAUGACCGGACGUCCCACUGGCAAAAGCUGAAAAAGGACAGCGUAGCACAAAUAGUAAUAAACACCCUCUCCCAUCUAGCCAGCGGGGCGAGCAUCUGUUUCCUGAAAGGAGGAUACGAGAACUUCCACUCUCAAUACCCUGAACUUUGCACUGAGGUGAAAACCAUCGACCACAGCGGAACUGAAACCGAGAAAAGAGUCAACGGCCACAGUGAGAAGCUUUCUCACCACAAGCCAGAUUACGAUCAGGGUAAACCCGUAGAGAUCCUGCCUUUCCUCUACCUCGGUAGUGCCUACCACGCCUCCAGACAGGACUAUCUCAGCGACCUUCAUAUCACGGCCUUGCUCAACGUGUCGCGGCGGGACCUGCAGCCCGCCAAGGGCCACUACGACUACAAGUGGAUCCCGGUGGAGGACAGCCACAUGGCCGACAUCAGCUCUCACUUCCAGGAGGCCAUAGAGUUUAUCGAUCAUGUGAGGCAAUCAGGAGGGAAGGUCCUGGUACACUGCGAAGCGGGCAUCUCACGCUCCCCCACCAUCUGCAUGGCUUACAUCAUGAAGACCCAGCAGCUGCGACUGGAUGCAGCAUUUGACAUUAUCAAGAAGCGGAGGGCGGUCGUCUCACCGAAUUUCAGUUUCAUGGGCCAGCUGCUGCAGUUUGAGUCGGAGGUGCUCUCCAAUGCCCCGGCCCUCGCUGUCACACCUGAACCGGCCACUCCCUGUGUCCCAGAGUCGGCCUCCUUUUUUGCCAAUGACUUCAACACCACUUUCAACACCAAAAACUUUGAGCCGUCCGUGUUCGCCCUCCCUACCUCUUGCUUGCAGUCCCCAGUCCACCACCAGUUCAAACUGAGCCCCAUAACUGCACUGCCUUAAAAUGAUCUGUGACUGCUUGUAGUCUUACUUGAAAAUUAAAGAAUCGAAGCUCUCUGUGUGUCUGAUGUUGAAGCCAGCAGAGCAGGUAGAUUGAAUAUCAGCCACAGAAGGAACGAAGAGAGGACACUUUCAGCCUCAGAUGACUUGAGGUGUUUCAAAUCUGCAGAAAGUAGAAAGUAAUUCUGCUUCCUAUCUUCUGAACUGCAGUGAUCAAACAACACAGCACACAAUAAACUGCAAUAUACAUGCCUUAGGUUGAUAUUGUGAUUAAUUUGCCUAUCAAAGAAUAAAGCUAGGCAUUUAAAACUAAUUUAUUUGAAAACUUUGGUGUUUUUUCAACAAUGUGGAUAUCAAGAUGUGUUUAAUAAAUGUUUUCACCACAAAUAUGGCCAUGUUAUCAUUUCUAUUUGGGAUAGUUUAUGCAGUUGAUGCGUCAAAUAUAUAAAAAAGUUGCACUUUUUCAAGUCACUGAACAAAUAACACUCACAAAAAUGAAAAAUCAACAAAUAUUUUGAGUUCUUGGUUAUAGGUUUUGCCUUGGUGGACAAAAUGCAACUGCAGAGGCAACAGCGACACCUGGAGUGACUUGGGUGGGUCUUUAUGAAAUAUUUCCCUGAAAUAGAGACACAGCUUUGCCUAUAUUGUUGGUUAAUAAAUCUGUCUAAUCUGUGGCAUAUGAAUUAUAUUAAUUUCCAUUAUUUUGACAUGGAAAAAAACAGAUCUUAAGCUAAAAAGAAUAUAUUAAACAAAAAUAAUAUUUUU